Messenger RNA from Diaporthe amygdali, 1107 nucleotides. Its product is annotated as Metallo-dependent phosphatase. Bases 1 to 1107 code for a protein of 368 amino acids. Gene Ontology annotation, cellular component: cytoplasm. The record is from RefSeq and is a predicted model, not a curated record. Lineage: Eukaryota; Fungi; Ascomycota; Sordariomycetes; Diaporthales; Diaporthaceae. Gene Ontology annotation, molecular function: hydrolase activity, acting on ester bonds. The transcript has 3 exons.
AUGGACCUUGCUUUCAUCCUCGUCGUGAUCUGCCAAGUGCUUGUCUCCAGUGCAUGGCCAGAGCUUCACUUUUCCGAUGAUCAAACCUUUCACAUCACAAUAUUUGAGGACUUGCACUUCGGAGAAGGGCCAGACACAGACUGGGGCCCACGUCACGAUGCGAACACUUUGAAGACUAUGAAACGCGUUCUUGAGGACGAGUCCCCGGAGCUUGUGGUUCUUAAUGGUGAUUUGAUCACUGGGGCGGACACUUUUAAGGAGAACUCAACCGAUUACGUGGACAUGAUCGUGGCGCCCAUUGUAGAAGCUGGAUUACCUUGGGCAUCUACGUACGGUAACCAUGACUCUGAUUUCAAUCUGUCCAGGAAAGACAUUUACAGCCGGGAAAAGACCUAUGAAAAUAGCUUGACUGGGUGUGAUGUCAAUCAGAAUGAUUCUGGUGUCUCCAACUACUACCUCCCUGUUUACACCAAUGAUACUUCUUCAAUCCCAGUCAUGAUCCUUUGGUUCUUCGACAGCGGGGGCGGCCGUCAGCAAGCCCAGAACGGGGCGGCUAUCAGCCGGCCGGAUUGGGUUGACGGCAGUGUGGUGUCUUGGUUCGAGGAGACCAGAGAUCAGCUCCAAACCACGUACGGGACAGCAAUACCAUCUCUUGCCUUCUUCCACAUCCCAGUCCGUGCUUCCGCAGCUUUUCAGUCAGCUGCAGUCAACUCAAGCACAGCACCUGGGAUCAAUGCAGACGGCCAGUUCCCCGGACAAGGCAGCAAAGAGCAAGACACACCACUCAUGCAGGCUUUACUAAAUUCCAAAAAUCUGACCGCAGCUUUCAGUGGCCACCAGCAUGGUGAUGACUGGUGUUUCAAGUGGGAUAAGCAGCUGAGUGGGAUGAAUUUAAUUGGUGAUGGACUGAACCUUUGCUUCAGCAGGCGUACGGGAUAUGGAGGCUAUGGGGACUGGAAGAGAGGCUCUAGACAAAUUCUCGUGAGUCUUGAGUCGCUUGGAAACUCAGUUGAGACGUGGAAUCGUCUUGAAGAUGGGAGUGUCAGUGGAGAGGUGACUUUGAACUCCACAUUUGGCACAGACAAUUACCCCUUGGUUCAGUCUUAA